Gorilla gorilla gorilla (western lowland gorilla) is the source of this 2115-nucleotide messenger RNA. It is a transcript of the gene ITM2C, whose product is annotated as integral membrane protein 2C. The record is from RefSeq and is a predicted model, not a curated record. The coding region runs from base 162 to 965 and encodes 267 amino acids. Gene Ontology annotation, cellular component: plasma membrane; Golgi apparatus; extracellular exosome. The transcript is spliced from 6 exons. Gene Ontology annotation, molecular function: amyloid-beta binding. Gene Ontology annotation, biological process: negative regulation of amyloid precursor protein biosynthetic process. NCBI's taxonomy places the organism in Eukaryota, Metazoa, Chordata, Mammalia, Primates, Hominidae.
CCUCCCGCGGGGACGGGGCGGGGAGGGCUGGGGGUGGGGUUAGAGAGAGGGACGCGAGCGGGAUCCAAACUUCCGGUGCCUGCAGAGCUCGGAGCGGCGGAGGCAGAGACCGAGGCUGCACCGGCAGAGGCUGCGGGGCGGACGCGCGGGCCGGCGCAGCCAUGGUGAAGAUUAGCUUCCAGCCCGCCGUGGCUGGCAUCAAGGGCGACAAGGCUGACAAGGCGUCGGCGUCGGCCCCUGCGCCGGCCUCGGCCACCGAGAUCCUGCUGACGCCGGCUAGGGAGGAGCAGCCCCCACAACAUCGAUCCAAGAGGGGGGGCUCAGUGGGCGGCGUGUGCUACCUGUCGAUGGGCAUGGUCGUGCUGCUCAUGGGCCUGGUGUUCGCCUCUGUCUACAUCUACAGAUACUUCUUCCUUGCGCAGCUGGCCCGAGAUAACUUCUUCCGCUGUGGUGUGCUGUAUGAGGACUCCCUGUCCUCCCAGGUCCGGACUCAGAUGGAGCUGGAAGAGGAUGUGAAAAUCUACCUCGACGAGAACUACGAGCGCAUCAAUGUGCCUGUGCCCCAGUUUGGCGGUGGUGACCCUGCAGACAUCAUCCAUGACUUCCAGCGGGGUCUGACUGCGUACCAUGAUAUCUCCCUGGACAAGUGCUAUGUCAUCGAACUCAACACCACCAUUGUGCUGCCCCCUCGCAACUUCUGGGAGCUCCUCAUGAACGUGAAGAGGGGGACCUACCUCCCACAGACUUACAUCAUCCAGGAGGAGAUGGUGGUCACGGAGCAUGUCAGUGACAAGGAGGCCCUGGGGUCCUUCAUCUACCACCUGUGCAAUGGGAAAGACACCUACAGGCUCCGGCGCCGGGCAACGCGGAGGCGGAUCAACAAGCGUGGGGCCAAGAACUGCAACGCCAUCCGCCACUUCGAGAACACCUUCGUGGUGGAGACGCUCAUCUGCGGGGUGGUGUGAGGCCCUCCUCCCCCAGAACCCCCUGCCGUCUUCCUCUUUUCUUCUUUCCGGCUGCUCUCUGGCCCUCCUCCUUCCCCCUGCUUAGCUUGUACUUUGGACGCGUUUCUAUAGAGGUGACAUGUCUCUCCGUUCCUCUCCAACCCUGCCUACCUCCCUGUACCAGAGCUGUGAUCUCUCGGUGGGGGGCCCAUCUCUGCUGACCUGGGUGUGGCGGAGGGAGAGGGGAUGCUGCAAAAUGUUUUCUGUGUCCCACUGUCUUGAAGCUGGGCCUGCCAAAGCCUGGGCCCACAGCUGCACUGGCAGCCCAAGGGGAAGGACCGGUUGGGGGAGCCGGGCAUGUGAGGCCCUGGGCAAGGGGAUGGGGCUGGGGGGGCGGGGCGGCAUGGGCUUCAGAAGUAUCUGCACAAUUAGAAAAGUCCUCAGAAGCUUUUUCUUGGAGGGUACACUUUCUUCACUGUCCCUAUUCCUAGACCUGGGGCUUGAGCUGAGGAUGGGACGAUGUGCCCAGGGAGGGACCCACCAGAGCACAAGAGAAGGUGGCUACCUGGGGGUGUCCCAGGGACUCCUGUCAGUGCCUUCAGCCCACCAGCAGGAGCUUGGAGUUUGGGGAGUGGGGAUGAGUCCGUCAAGCACAACUGUUCUCUGAGUGGAACCAAAGAAGCAAGAAGCUAGGACCCCCAGUCCUGCCCCCCAGGAGCACAAGCAGGAUCCCCUCAGUCAAGGCAGUGGGAUGGGCGGCUGAGGAACGGGGCAGGCAAGGUCACUGCUCAGCCACGUCCACGGGCGACGAGCCGUGGGUUCUGCUGAGUAGGUGGAGCUCAUUGCUUUCUCCGAGCUUGGAACUGUUUUGAAAGAUAACACAGAGGGAAAGGGAGAGCCACCUGGUACUUGUCCACCCUGCCUCCUCUGUUCUGAAAUUCCAUCCCCCUCAGCUUAGGGGAAUGCACCUUUUUCCCUUUCCUUCUCACUUUUGCAUGUUUUUACUGAUCAUUCGAUAUGCUAACCAUUCUCAGCCCUGAGCCUUGGAGAGGAGGGCUGUAACGCCUUCAGUCAGUCUCUGGGGAUGAAACUCUUAAAUGCUUUGUAUAUUUUCUCAAUUAGAUCUCUUUUCAGAAGUGUCUAUAGAACAAUAAAAAUCUUUUACUUCUGA